CACUCACGAGUAAAAGCUCCACCUUUGGAAUAAACCCGAGGCGGCAUCUGUGCGCUGCUGCCUGCAGGGACAUCCAGGACGCGCUGCGGUGCGCUGCGGUGCGCUGCGGACUUCUUUUUUCUUUAUUCUUUUUCCCUUGACUAUGAUUUAUUUGAUUUCCUGCUCUGUGACUGAUGAAGAGCUCCGUCCUAGGCUAAAACAAACAAGCACUCUCCCGGUGUGUGUUUGCUGUCGCUCUCGUUAGUAUGACACACUGGUGAGUGUGGAGAGGACAGGAUGCCCGCCAGCAGCGCCGACUCGCUGAAGCCCAGCGCCUUCAUCCCGGUGUGCACCGCUGCCUCCCUCCUGGUCGGCUCUACCUCCCUGUUCUUCGUCUUCACAUGCCCAUGGCUGGCUGUGACCAUCUGCCCUGCUGUGCCACCAUGCUGUGCCAUCCUCUUCCUUUUUGUGCUGGCCAACUUCACCAUGGCAACCUUUAUGGAUGCCGGUGUUCUCCCAGUGGCUAAAGGGGAUGAGGACAAGGAUGAUGACUUCCGUGCUCCACUCUACAAGAACGUGCAUGUGAAGGGUGUCCAGGUGCGGAUGAAGUGGUGCACUUCGUGUCAUUUCUACAGACCUCCACGAUGCUCGCACUGCAGUGUUUGUGAUCACUGUGUGGAGGACUUUGACCAUCACUGCCCCUGGGUGAACAACUGCAUCGGGAGGCGCAACUAUCGCUACUUCUUUUUGUUUCUGCUGUCGCUGACAUUUCACAUGAUCAGCGUCUUCACCUUUGGCCUUAUAUACAUCCUGCACUACAGGGAUGAUCUGUGGAAGCUGCACUGCACUGUCACUUUGGUAGUGAUCAGUAUAUCAGGUCUGUUUCUUAUCCCAGUCCUCGGACUCACUGGAUUCCACUUGUACCUGGUGUCCAGAGGGCGCACCACAAAUGAACAGGUGACUGGGAAGUUUCAAGGUGGAAGAAAUCCUUUUACACGAGGUUGUUGUGACAACCUGGAGUAUCUGGUUUGCAGUCCCAUCUCUCCAAAGUACACAGCAAGGCCCUAUAAGAAAACAGUGAUCCAUGUUCAACCUCCGUUCCUGAGACCAGUAAUCGACAGGCAGAUACCAGUGAAAGUCAGUGACAAUGGGCGAACCUCGACCGGAGCUGUUGAGCCGUCAGACAUCAAACAAGUGAAAACACCACCACCACUGCCGCCAAAACCAGAUCAUGGUCUGCUGAAGCACAAACUAGCUGCCAUGAAUGAGAUGGGACACCAUACCAAAUCCAUCAAUCCUGUAUCCAUUCCCACCGUGCCACAGCUGCGACCGGUCCUGGAGGCCAUAUCCAGAGGAUCAUCACCCAUACCUCCAGAGCAGUUGCUGAAGAUGUCAGAGCAGCAAGGGAACAACAAAGGUCCUGACCUGUGCUCUGAGUUCAAAGAAAGCCCAGUGGGAGGCAGUGAGCAGGGGGGCCUGUCUGUCCAGCCUUCCCUCCAGACCAACAGCUCACUGCAGCUCAACUCUAUGACACUCAACUCUCGCUCUCUCACCCUAAAACAGGGCAUCAUCUCUUCCUCCAUCCGGGUGGCCAGCCACAGCAGCAGCAAAUUCUCUUAUGAUAGCAUCAUAAACACUGUAGAUCCUCAGUUCCUAGCUCAGAGAGGGCCCCCUCAAGCCAGCUACCGCUUUAUGACCCUGAGCACAGAUGGGACUGUGGUGCAGAGGCCCCCUCCUCACACCUACAAUCCUGUGUUUAGGGGUGCCAACAGACAGCCUCCGCAACCUUCUUUGCAGGGUCUCACUUCAAGGGAUCCCUCAUCCUCCUUUCAAGGUUUCAGUCAGAGAGACCAUUCUCCUCCUUUUCCAAGGCUGAUGCCAAGAGACCUUGCAUCCCAAAGCAUAACAUCACAAGACCUCACCCCUCCAGUUCUGGCUAGGCGAGAUAUGACUUGUCAAAGUGUUCGGGACAGCCUUCGUGAUCUCGGUCCACAGGGUUUGACGCCUCAUAUGUCUGCUGCUGCAUGCUAUGACAAUUUUUCAAAAACCAUGAUGGCAUCUGUCCACAAGCGACAGGAGAUGGAGGAGAGGGACAGGAUGCUACACCUCCAAGCCAGAUCCCAGAUGCUCUAUGGCCCAGAUGUGGGGAUUUAUGACAUCCCCAGCAGGCGAAGUCUGCCACCAGACAAUAUCCAACCUCCGGCCUGCCGUGGACCAACUCCACCAGCCUACGGCUCUAGGGAGUUUCUGAUGAGUACAGGCAUCCAUGGUUAUGGCACGAGGACCUCGCCUCUUUCCAGCUCCUCCACAUUGUCUCUGACUCGAGGCCCAAAAACCUCCAGCUCCCCUCUGCAGAGCAGCAGCAGCAGCCUGCAAGGCAAGGACAGGCCUUCCUCUCCAACUUACCACCCUUCCGAGAGACAGCCCCAGCUCCUUCUUUCUUCUACAUCCACCCUGCCUCGAAUACCCUCCUCCUCCACCUCCUAUACUCCCCCUAUGCCACCUAUACCGCUGCAAAGCGAUCCUCGCUCACACAGUCCUCUGAGGGGAAGGACUCUGGGAGCCCUGAAAUAAAGGAGAAAAACACUCCUGGUUUCUGAUGGUGUGAAUGAAUCAUCUAUGCAGUGAUAGUCUCAGUCUUCACAGCUCCAAAUCACAUUGUAAAUAAGAGGCCAUUUGAGACUUUGCUGUGUGGGAGGGUGUAUGAGAAACAAAUACAACAGUGAAGAAUAAACUUAGGGGUAUAAGUAUGUAAUUCGCAAUAUAGGUUUGACCAAAUCUGAAACACAGUGAUUCUCAGGAUAGUUGUGCUUCCUCUCCCAAAUGAGUGAGCACUAUAAACUCAGUCAAAGCAGAUGAGCUAACUGAAUAAUUAAUGUACUAGUUUGUAGGUGUUUUGAUAUUGCUUUUAUGAAACAAUGUAAUACAGUGUUAUCUAUUUUGUCUCCCCGUGCGAAACCCCCCCCCCAAUUUUUAUUACAUUUUCGUAGUACUUUAUAUGAAUAAACUUAUUUAGUGAUUUUUAUUUCUGUUCUUUUUCAGCAUAAAGGGCUAUCAAUGAAAUAUAAAUAUACAUUUUGAAAUGAAACAGUAAAUUAGUCUUUACAUAUUUAAAGCAAAAAAAAAAAAAAGGUGUUUUACUGCUUGUUUAUCCAUUUUGCCUGAAAGUUAUUGUACGUGCACUAGAUUUAUUUUCAAAUCAAAAAAUCAUUUUGGUUCACAGCUCAACAGAUGACAUGUUUAAUAGAGUGUCAAAAUACAUUUUAAUAUGUCCAUUCACUUCCUUAUUGAGCUGCCACAAUUCAUAAAUGCCUAUGUUUGUAUAGCAGUGAUGAUAGUGUUUCUGUUGUAUUACCUCUAAUGGGGGGUUUAGUUAAAUGCAGCUGUGUGGAAGAAUGAAUUGAUAGGGCAGUUUUUGCAUUUAAUUUGUAUAUGGCACCCUCUAGUGAACAGUUUCAAAAGGGUGGUGUAACGCCGGUGACGCGGGUGACACCAGUAGAUGCUGCUAUUGUAUGCACAGUCUAGAAAAUGUCAUUAAUGUCAAGGACUAAGCAAUGUAAGACAGAAAAAAAGUACCUGUGUUAGUUGGCUUUUCAUGUUUCAGAUGGGUCAGAUGAGAAAACUAGUGAGAUAUUUUGUAUUUUACUUUUUGAGACUGCAUCAUAAAUCUUUUCUGGCUGACCUUCAGUCUGGGACAAGAUUAUAAGUCAAUCAGAGUCUUUGUGGCAGAAUUAUCUCUAAUAACAGGAACUUUUACCACCGUGAGCUGUGAUAGACAGUCACGUUUUUGU
This is a messenger RNA of Monopterus albus (swamp eel), 3770 nucleotides long. RefSeq names its product zDHHC palmitoyltransferase 8a (gene zdhhc8a). NCBI's taxonomy places the organism in Eukaryota, Metazoa, Chordata, Actinopteri, Synbranchiformes, Synbranchidae. Gene Ontology annotation, biological process: protein palmitoylation. The transcript is spliced from 10 exons. The record is from RefSeq and is a predicted model, not a curated record. The coding region runs from base 277 to 2553 and encodes 758 amino acids. Gene Ontology annotation, molecular function: palmitoyltransferase activity.